AUGGCAUCAUAUAAUAAGCAGUUCCUUGUAGAGCGGAAGAGCAUUGAUAGAGAGGCACGCGAAAUAGGUCUGGAAGCUGCAUCGCCGAGUCCGGGGAAUGGGUAUGGAGAUACUCAAAAUGAUCUCUCUGAUAUGCAAAGAUUAGGCAAGAAGCAGGAAUUCAAGUGUUCGUGUCUCGCAUAUCCAUUCCCAGUGAGGCAAUCCUUCUUACGGGAGUACAGGUCACUGAGCGUAGGAUUGAUCAAUGGGGGGUUUGCUGGAUUGUUCUGGGUGUUCAUUGGAACGGUAAUAUGCUACUCGCCUAUUGUGGCAUCACUGGCUGAAAUGGGGUCAAUGGCUCCUACGAGCGGUGGCUGGAUGUCGAGCCUCGGUUGGAUUGCCAGUUUCGCCAGCAGCAUCCUCAUCCUCGCCACUCUCGUCGAAGCAAUUAUCGAUAUCCGAAAUGCAGACUAUUCGUUCGCACCAUGGCAAUACACACUAAUUAUGAUCGCUUAUCUCUUGAUCACCGUCGGCUUUAAUACCUGGGGCGCAAGACUUCUGCCAAUGAUUGAAACGACUUCGCUGUUUGGGCAUUUAGCUGGAUUUUUAGUGACCAUUAUACCAUUGUGGUUUAUGGCGCCGAAGAAUUCGGCAAGGACUGUUCUUUUGGAUGUGGUUAAUAAUGGGGGGUGGAGUAACACUGGCACGAGUUGUUUGAUUGCGCAAGUUAGCGUCCUAUAUUGUAAUAUUGCCGAAGAAGUAGAAGAUGCAUCGGUUAAUGUUCCGCGGGCUAUGUGGUGGAGCUAUAUACUCAACGUUGCAUUAGGAAUCAUCAUGCUAAUAACAUUGCUUUUCUGCAUCGGGCCGCUCGAUGCAGCCAUCGCAUCACCAGCCCCUUACCUGAGGCUAUUUUUGAACACUGGGUCUGAUGCCAUGGCUACAGCACUCAUGAUCAUCCUGCUCAUCCUUGUAUUUUCUGGAAAUAUCACAGCUUUGGCUACGACGAGUAGAGAAUUAUGGGCCUUUUCGAGAGAUAAAGGGUUUCCAUUUUCAACAUGGAUUUCAAGGAUGAACCACACUCUCAACGUCCCUCUGAACUCCAUCUAUCUCACCUCCAUCCUCACCAUUCUCCUCUGCCUCAUAAACCUUGGUUCUUCCUUCGCCUUCAACAUCAUCGUUUCGCUCUCACUCCUUGCUCUCCUUUCUACAUACAUGAUGUCCAUCGGAUGCGUGCUCUUGAAACGUAUUAAGGGUGAGCCGUUGCCACCCGCACGAUGGAGCCUAGGACGCUUUGGAUUACCCAUUAAUGCGUUUGCGUUUGCGUAUAGUGGGUUUGUCAUGGUGUGGAGUUGUUUUCCUAGCAAGGCGCCGGUUACCGUUGGGAAUGCCAAUUGGGCACCGGCUGUUUGGUUUGUUGUUAUUGUUGUUGCUGGGUUGAUAUAUGUUGUGCAUGGGAAGAAACAUUAUACGCCACCAGUAUUGUUUGUAGAGGGGAGAAGAGCUAGUGACAAACUGCAAGAAGUGGAGUAG
Sclerotinia sclerotiorum 1980 UF-70 is the source of this 1509-nucleotide messenger RNA. RefSeq lists its product as hypothetical. The coding region runs from base 1 to 1509 and encodes 502 amino acids. NCBI's taxonomy places the organism in Eukaryota, Fungi, Ascomycota, Leotiomycetes, Helotiales, Sclerotiniaceae. The transcript has 6 exons. Gene Ontology annotation, cellular component: membrane. Gene Ontology annotation, biological process: transmembrane transport. The record is from RefSeq and is a predicted model, not a curated record. Gene Ontology annotation, molecular function: transmembrane transporter activity.